AUGGCAGGCAUGCAGCGCGCAAUGACGACCUUGCUGCUGCUUUGCUUGGUGGGUGCUGCCUUGCUUGGAUCCGCGCACGCUGUUCCCAAGCUUCUGGAGUCUCAACACGUUGGCGAGGCUGAUGCACUUGGAUCAUUAGAGCCAAGCCCAGACAACGACUACUGGGAGCGCCUGUCUGCGGAGGACGUGGAGAACGUGCUGGCGGACGACGACAGCUUUGACGCGCAGCUCUUCACAUCUAUCUUGGAUGCCAUCCAGCACAACAAGCUGCGCAGCCAGGCCGCCUUGGAGGAAGCCGCGCGCCAUGCUCUUGAGGGGGGGCUCGUUCGCCACGGCCGUAAGAUCAACGGCCAGGUCAUCCGAUCCGUGCUCCCCUCCACCGACGCUGAGGCAGCGCUGCUGGCGCACUCCAAUGGGGGAGCCCAGCAGUCCGAUUUGGACGCAGGCGAGAGCGCGAGCUCUGGGGAGUCGGUGCAGGUGCAGAUGCGACUAGUUGUGGGUCACCUGCACCUGGAGAUGCCGUGGGUGCACUGCAUGUGGCACCACGUGAAGCAGCUGCUGGGCGGCCUCUGGACGACCCACGGCGCCGAGCCUGUGGCGGGGCCCAGGAGGCACAGCCUGACCAAGAGGCACGCCGCGGUGGCCAGCCCGUCCGCCCCUCACGAAGUUCAAGAGCAGCUCGACCUGUUGACGCGCUCUGGCUUUGCGGACGAGGGCGACGCCGUCCUGGACCUGCUCCACCAGUUCGACAGCGGCGACGGGGAGUCGGAGGAGCUGCCCCUGCAGCACGGGCCCGAGCUCAACAUGCAGCAUCUCAACCGCAAGGUCAAGAUCUCCGUAAUGCGCAUCCCUAGCCGGGAAGGCCUUGCUCCCCGGUGGGCCCCCCGCUGGUGGACGGCCGUGAGCGGGCGCUGCGGCGUGCUGCUGUCCGUGACUUUGGUGCUGGUGUUCGUGGUGUCGGGGGCGAUCCUGAUCCUGUCCGCGCUGCAAGCAGAGGAGAAAGAGCAGUGCAAAAGCUGCCGGCACCGAGCUGCGGAGUCGGCAGACUGCUCGGGAGAGAGCGAUGAAGGGAGCGACUCAGAGGUAGAGAUCAAGAGGGUGGUGACGUACACGUUGCACCAAUGA
This is a messenger RNA of Klebsormidium nitens, 1125 nucleotides long. The record is from the annotation of a GenBank genome assembly. NCBI's taxonomy places the organism in Eukaryota, Viridiplantae, Streptophyta, Klebsormidiophyceae, Klebsormidiales, Klebsormidiaceae.